AUGACGGAAAUUGAGUUUGGUCAACCCCUUCCUAGUAACUUAGAAUAUGCAGUUUCAUUCGGUAUCCCCACUUGGGAGUCUGCCAUUGGGUACGUGGAGAAGAACCCAGAUUAUAUCAGCAAGAUGGUCACAGGAUAUCCUAGAUACUUUCCUCAGCCCGCUAUACAAAAACUUUGUGAUCAUUUUUUGCAAAAGUUUGGGGAAGGCUCGGAGGGUUGUCGCCCUUUUCCUUCCGCGAAAUCAGCCUCGAACUGUCUAGAAUAUGUGAAGUCGGUAAGUGGGCCCCAGAGCAAAGCCCGCAUGGAAGUUGAGACAUUUUACCUUAAUGACAAUGGGAAAGAUGCUGGUGAGGAUUCUUACCAAUUGGCUAUAACAAUAGCAGCCAUUUUUGCAUCUGAAGAUGAACUCGAAACUGUCAAAGAGUAUUGGAAAUUGACAGGAGAAUGCGUGUCAAGCCGGCUAGCAGUUUUUGUGAACAAGUUUUUGGAAAAAUUACCAGCUGAUUCUAAGCUUUCUCAAAAUGAAACGGGAACUGAUAUCCAACUUUUGAAAAGAACAGGAGAAGAAGCAAAAGUUUUGUUGAGAAAUAGAAUAGCGAAUAAUCACUGCAAUCCUUUUGGCGAAAAGAGAGAAGUCGUAGAUAAACGACCAAUACUUGAUGCAACAAAAGAUGUCUACUUGGUUUCAAGCGGCAUGUCUGCCGUUUUCACUGCGCGUAAGUUACUUACUCAUUGGGAGAAAAACAAAAAUCGCAAACCCUUAUCACACAAAAACAGAGAUUUUCAUGACAAACAACAUCCAGUCUGUGAGACUGCAGCCGUUUUCGGAUUCCCAUUCAAAGAUACCAAGGUGAUCAUGGAAAAAUUUGGAAAAUGCCAAUUUUUUGGAUUUGGAGAUUCAAGAGAUUUAGCUGGAUUAAGGUCUCUUCUGAAAGGCGGUAAAGAACGCAUCCUAGGCGUCUUUCUGGAAACUCCCUCGAAUCCUAUGCUGAAUAUGCCCGACCUUAAACAACUUCGAAAUAUGGCGAAUGAAUACGGCUUUUUCAUAGUAGUCGAUGACACUAUAGGAGGCCUAAACGUCGAUGUUUUGCCUUAUGCAGACAUUGUGUGCACUUCACUCACUAAACUUUUCAGCGGGUCUAGUAAUGUUAUGGGAGGCUCCAUCAUUCUCAACCCCAAAUCUGCCCUAUACUCAUGCGCCCUUCAGUACUUUCGAGGCGGCGAAUUUGAAGAGUUACUUUGGCUAGAGGAUGCUAUCAUCCUCGAGGCCAAUUCUAGAGACUUUGAAGAGAGAACAACUCGGACCAAUGAAAAUACCAUGAAACUUAUCCAAGAAGUUCUUUUGCCAGAAGAAGGAAAGAUAUUCAAGAAAGUCUACUAUCCAACAGUCAGUUCAAAGGAGACCUUCAAGAAUUUCGAAUCUGUUCGUACAAAUGGGGGCGGUUACGGUAGCCUGUUUUCAUUGUCUUUCUUCAACGAAGAAGAUGCUAAGAAAUUUUAUAAUUCCUUAACUGUUUUCAAAGGGCCUUCAAAUGGCACAAACUUCACAUUAGCAUGCCCUUACGUUCACCUGGCACAUCACUUUGAGCUCGAAGAAGUUUCAACAUUUGGAGCCCAUUCAAGCCUUGUUAGGGUUAGCGUUGGCCUAGAAAACACCCAGUGGCUGUUGAACGCCUUCUCGAGCGUUAUAAAUCUUCUUAGGAAAUGA
Lachancea thermotolerans CBS 6340 is the source of this 1707-nucleotide messenger RNA. It is a transcript of the gene HSU1, whose product is annotated as cystathionine gamma-synthase. Gene Ontology annotation, biological process: transsulfuration. The record is from RefSeq and is a predicted model, not a curated record. Gene Ontology annotation, molecular function: cystathionine gamma-synthase activity; pyridoxal phosphate binding. The coding region runs from base 1 to 1707 and encodes 568 amino acids. Lineage: Eukaryota; Fungi; Ascomycota; Saccharomycetes; Saccharomycetales; Saccharomycetaceae. The transcript has a single exon.